AUUAAACAGCGCCAGGAGGCAUCAGUCAAAGCUCUCCCCGGAGUCCUGCGGCCUCGCACCGGGUUAAGAUCUCUGAAAAGCAGCUGGAGAAUGGACUGUGCGAGGAAGAUGGCAUCCGUCCUGUGUGCGUGAAGCCUCGGUGGUGCAAAAGAGUGUUUUAGCAGCAUGUAACAGUUGUGUCGAGGCUUCAGAGGGUGACAGCUGAGGACUGCCCGUGCAGCGGCUCCAGGACGGACGAGGAAACCCCGAGGACCAGGGCCUCUGUCCGGAUGACACCAGCACGCACCAGGCGCACCGCUCGUCUGAGCUAGCAUCGGCUAAGCUAACUCAUGUCUUCCAUCAAUUAAAAAUAGUCUUAAAUGGGUCUUUGAAGUUGAACGGGAUUUCUAUAAGGUGUGUAGAACUGUUGAUAGCUAGUGGCUCAGAUGUCGCCGGAUGGACGGAGCCGAGUCUGAGAAACAGCGAAAAAAACAGCGGAGGAUCUUCAGGCAUGAUGGAAGGAGUACAUGCUGGGGCUAUUGGCCUGGACCCUCGUCGUCAAGAACUGCUUGAAGCUCGAUUUUCUGGAGCUGGUGUAGGCAAGAAUUCAGUUAACAGUGAAUCAUCCAACCAGUCAUUGUGCAGUGCAGGAUCACUCAGUGACAAGGAGCUGGAGACACCAGAGAAAAAGACCAGUGGGCAGAGAGGUAGAAAGAGAAAGGGGGACAUAUACGACACCACCAACCACGGAAAUGGAAAGGGGCAGAAAGUCAGUGACUAUUUUGAUUUUGCCGGCAGCAGUGGCUCUGGCACUAGUCCUGCCCGGGGCGUCCCACCUCUGGUGCGCUCCUCUUCACAACACUCUCUGUCUAAUCUUCUGUUUCAACAUGGCAGCCCUUCAUCAACUGGCUCUGUCUUCACUGACUCCUCUUCCUGCAGCUCUGUAAAAACUCUGCGGCCAAGUUCCUGCUCUCAUAAAGCCAUACAGUCUGAACUGACCCUGCUGAAGCUCACAGCUCUGGAGAACGACAAAAACUCUGACCUGGAGAAAAAGGAGGGGAGAAUAGAUGAUCUGCUGAGGGCAAACUGUGAUUUGAGACGGCAGAUUGAUGAGCAGCAGAAAAUCUUGGAGCGCUACAAGGAACGUCUUAACAAGUGUGUCACUAUGAGUAAGAAACUUCUGAUUGAAAAGUCAAAACAGGAGAAGAAAGCGUGCAGGGAUAAGAGCAUGCAGGAUCGUCUCCGCUUGGGUCAUUUCACCACAGUGCGUCACGGGGCCUCCUUCACCGAGCAGUGGACAGAUGGUUACGCUUUUCAGAAUCUCAUCAAGCAGCAAGAGCGGAUCACUUCACAGCGGGAGGAUAUUGAAAGGCAGAGGAAGUUGCUUGGGAAGAGAAAACCACCCUCCGUUUCUCAAUCACCGUCACCCAACAUUGAACAAAGCAAACGAAAGAGCAGGAGCAACGGCCAGGAGAGUGAAGCGCUGUCAGUUGCAGAAUAUCAUGAGCAAGAAGAAAUAUUUAAGCUUCGAAUCGGUCAUCUAAAAAAGGAAGAGGCAGAGGUCCAGUCAGAACUGGAGCAGUUGGAGCGAGUGAGGAACCUACACAUUCGAGAACUAAAGAGGAUCCAUAAUGAGGACAACUCGCAAUUCAAAGACCAUCCAACAUUGAAUGACAGGUAUCUACUGUUGCAUUUACUUGGAAGAGGAGGUUUUAGUGAAGUUUAUAAGGCAUUUGAUUUAACGGAACAAAGAUAUGUAGCUAUUAAAAUUCACCAGCUCAACAAGAACUGGAGAGAGGAGAAGAAGGAAAACUAUCACAGGCAUGCCUACAGGGAAUAUAGAAUUCACAAAGACCUUGACCAUCCAAGAAUAGUCAAACUCUACGACUACUUUUCACUUGACACAGACUCAUUUUGCACAGUGUUGGAGUACUGCGAAGGCAACGAUCUGGAUUUUUACUUGAAGCAAAAUAAGCUGAUGACGGAGAAGGAGGGCCGUUCAAUCGUAAUGCAGAUUGUAAAUGCCCUCAAGUACCUCAACCAGAUACGGCCCCCUAUCAUUCAUUAUGACCUCAAACCUGGAAACAUCCUGUUGGUGAAUGGCACAGCUUGCGGAGAGAUAAAAAUCACCGACUUUGGCCUGUCCAAGAUCAUGGAUGAUGAUAGCUAUAGCUCUGCAGAUGGCAUGGACCUGACGUCACAGGGAGCAGGAACCUACUGGUACCUGCCCCCUGAGUGUUUCGUGAUGGGGAAGGAGCCCCCCAAAAUUUCCAACAAAGUAGAUGUUUGGUCAGUAGGAGUCAUCUUUUACCAGACUUUAUAUGGACGCAAGCCAUUUGGUCAUAAUCUGUCACAACAAGAUAUUCUUCAAGAAAACACUAUUCUAAAAGCUACUGAGGUUCACUUUCCGCCAAAGCCUGCUGUCACCACUGAAGCAAAGGCUUUUAUCCGUCGAUGCCUGGCUUAUCACAAAGAGGAUAGAGUAGAUGUUCUACAGUUAGCAAGUGACCCCUUUCUAAUGCCUCAUAUCAGACGGACAUUGGGCAAUAGUACACCCCCAGCAGCCCCCCUCCCCUCCACCUCCAGCUGUUACAGCAGCAGUGCCUCUGACAGACGAAGUAUGUUUGAAACUGAAUAAGAUGCUUUGUGCAGAAUCUCCUUAAAUCUUGAAAUUUACAGUUGGAGAUGGUUGUGUGUAAGUUAUGGAUGAUGUGGAUCACACGUUAAAAGAGAAGGCUGCUUCAGCGGUUAAUUUAAGGGAGUCUUUGGCUGUGGGCUCAGUAUAACCCAGUUAUGCCCACAUGCAUGCACUGACAUAAUGUGGUCCAUAUAAGGACCUUUUCUUUCACAAUAAAUAGAAAAAGCACCCUAAAUAUUGCACAGCUGAAAGAUUUUCUGCCUCCAUGAAGGUUCAAGCAUUACUGACACUUUGUCCCAUCCCGCUUCAUACAUGUAUUCUGUAUUGGUUGACCUUGGGGCUGUAAAGAAGGGGUCCUGCAGUGAUAAUGACUGAUGACCAAAGUUCAAGGCUCGGCCUGCCUUGUUUACAUGGCACCACAUGAAGAUCAUAAAUGAACUGGGGAAGAGGAGGACUGACUGUGAAAGAUUUACAGGUUUUGAACUAUUUUUAAUAUUUUCCUGAAUAACUGGAAGUUAUUCCAAUUUCAAUUAAGCCCAUAUUUUUUCAUGAGAUUUUCCCCCUGGAAUGUUUUGGGGCUAGAGAAUGAGUGUUGUAAUGAGAGCUAAGAUUAUAAUAAUGAAAUCAUUAAAAUAAAUAUUGUGUCAUUUUGUA
Molecule: messenger RNA, 3271 nt
Organism: Boleophthalmus pectinirostris (great blue-spotted mudskipper)
Lineage: Eukaryota; Metazoa; Chordata; Actinopteri; Gobiiformes; Gobiidae
Product: serine/threonine-protein kinase tousled-like 2
Exons: 21
Coding region: 491-2617 (708 amino acids)
Biological process (GO): peptidyl-serine phosphorylation; intracellular signal transduction; chromosome segregation
Cellular component (GO): nucleus
Molecular function (GO): protein serine/threonine kinase activity; ATP binding
Source: RefSeq, a predicted model, not a curated record